UGCACUUCAGAGUCUGGUAGUUUCAGCAACCUGUUCGAAGCAGGAACCGCUGUGAACGCACCUGCAGAUGCCUUUGGUCAGUCUCCAGCUCACUUGGCUGCUUGUGGUGGUGAAGCUUUUUUACUACUUUGGCAGCUGCAGACAGGAGCAAAUUUGAACCAACAGGAUUGCCUUGGAGAAGCCCCGAUACAUAAAGCAGCAAAAGUUGGGAGUUUGGAAUGUCUUGCUCUCCUUGUUGCUGGUGAUGCCAAAAUUGACUUGUGCAACAACAGUGGACAAACAGCAGCAGACCUCGCGCUGGCUUACGGUUUUCUGGAAUGUGCCAAGUUCCUCACAACAAUUCAGCACACUCAGACAAUGAAACUGAGAGGCCAGUCCGGAUCCUCACUGAGUGACAGACGCAGCUUGCCCAGAGAGGAUCCAGCUGCACAGAAACCAGAAAGUGAAACUAGCAGAUCCAUAAGCAGGAAGAGGAGACGAGCAGAUGGUGUGUAA
This is a messenger RNA of Phaethon lepturus (White-tailed tropicbird), 495 nucleotides long. It is a transcript of the gene ANKRD37, whose product is annotated as ankyrin repeat domain 37. The transcript is spliced from 4 exons. NCBI's taxonomy places the organism in Eukaryota, Metazoa, Chordata, Aves, Phaethontiformes, Phaethontidae. The record is from RefSeq and is a predicted model, not a curated record. The annotation marks the transcript as partial. Gene Ontology annotation, molecular function: protein binding.